GAUCAGUGUAGUGCACUCGCAGCAGCGCUGUCCCGUCUGCUCUCAUUCACCACAGAGACUGAGAGACACACAUGAGGGCUGCCAAACCUGACAACUCUGGAGCAUGAGGAACUCUUUAAUUCGUUUACGGACCGAAACAACAUUUUUUUUUUUUUUUUCAACAGUGUGGAUUAACCCUUGACAUCUCAUACAAUAUUUCUAUUUCAUAAUAGUUUUCACUUCACCUGAAUAAUUUCCUGCACCAGGAAACUUUUACUGGGACAUUAACUAUCAGUCUGCGAGAUGGAGGCAGAGGAGAGUAAAAUUUCAGUGUGGGUUUGUCGCGAGGAGAAGCUCGUGUCGGGCUUGUCGAAACGCACGACCUGCGCAGAUGUGAUCGGGGUUUUACUGGAGGAGCAGAACCUGGAGCCGCGCGUGUCUCUCUCGGGGUCUCCUCAGUCCUACUGCAUCGUGGAGAAGUGGAGAGGGUUCGAAAGGAUUUUACCGAACAAGACCAAGAUCCUGCGACUGUGGGGCGCGUGGGGAGAGGAACAAGAAAACGUCCAGUUCGUGCUGGUGAAAAACGAGGCAUCUCUCCCGAGCAACGGGCCGCGGAGCGCAGAGGCGCGCGUCGUUCUCAGCAAGGAGAGCCCGUGUGUCUACAAGGGGACCGCAAGAGUGACCAUGGCUCUGUCACAGGAGAAACAAAGACGGAUAGUAAGGAAAGCGUUCAGAAAAUUGGAUAAAAUCAACAAGAAAAGAGCUCAGGCUGCAUCCAAGGACGCAUCAUGUAUGGAGAAGAUGGAGACCCUUGUGCACCUGGUCAUUUCUCAAGAUCACACCAUCCGCCAGCAGAUUCAGAGGAUAAAAGAGCUCGACAGGGAAAUCGACAGGUAUGAGGCUAAAGUUCAUUUUGAUAGAAUGAAGAUGCACGGGAUCAACUAUGUUCAGGAUACGUAUUUAGUGGACGCCAACCCUGAUAAAGUUGGUGAGGGGGACAAAACCAGCCCUGAAGAAGCUCUCGCACAGUUUGAGGAAUACGCUCAGAGAUGCGAGGAGGUCAUCAAACUGCAAGAAGAGCUGGCUGAGCACGAGGCCCUCAUGGAGAGCAUCACAACUGAGAUACAAGAGGAACUCAACCAGAGAUGGAUGAAAAGAAGGCACGAGGAACUCGCGAAUAAAGACGCUGAAACCACUUCUCAAGAAGCGGUCCCAACUCAAGAAAAUGAUGCAGGAUCUUCAGCGGUGGAUGACGGCGACUUGCUUUUGGAAGAGGAGAGGAUCAGGACCCAACUCGACACCAGCUUGUACAUCGGUCUGCGGCUGAACACCGACUUGGAGGCUAUAAGGAACGAUUUGGACUUGACCGAGGAGAUAUGGGGGGCAAAAGAGAAAGAACUAAUGGAUUUAAUGGAGAAAGUGAACUCUCUGGAUUUGGAGGAGGACAGUGCAGACAAUGCGGAGCUGAAAGAGGAAAACACAAUAGAAGCAGACAGAUUGAUGCCUCUCGAGGGGGACAGUAGUGUGUGGGUGGAACAGGCAAGAGGGCUUUCAAAAACAUGUGACGUGAAUGAUGACGACUCAGAUACGGGACUCAGUUCAAUGCACAGUCAAGACUCAGAUAUCACACCCGUCUGUGAGUCUUUAGUGUGAAAAGCAUUCAUAUUGUCCCUGGCUGAAUCACUGAAAUGAACAACACAACACUGGCACAGUUUUUACAUUUUCAGUGCUGGGAAAGUAAGAAAAGUACUUUCCUGCAAAUCAAAAUGAUCAUAACUAUGCACUUAUUGAGCAUCCUUGGUCAGUUUAUUCAUUUCUUUUUAUGUUGAUGUCUACAAGAAUCAGUGUUAAUUUCAUCUAGACAUGAAUUGGUAACUUUGCGAAACACAUGCAGGAUUGAAAUCUCUUUAAAUGUGGUUGGAUUUUUUUUUCUGCACAAGACAACAUUUUAAGCAAGUGUGAUGGACACGUUCCAGCACUGUAAAAAUCAAUUUUACAUUGCAGAAUGGUUUAUGAAUUAUGAUUACCCUAGUGAAAAAAAGUGCUAAAUUGUAUUUGAAAUACAUUUAUUUUGUGCUAAGUAUAUUACAAAUACAUUUACAUAUUUAUGUGCUUAAUAAAAAUACCCUGCAAUUGUACUUUUGGUAUACUAAACUAGUAUACUUAAAGUCUGCUAAAUUGGAACAACUAAUUUUGUACUUAAUGCACUUUAAUUGUGUGGAAGUAGUGCUGAGGUCCAACUAAACAUAGACUGAAGUAUAUCUGAUUGUGCUGAAGUGGAGCUAUUGCAAGAAUACUUUAAAUAUCUUGCAUUUAAAGAAUGAUAUUAUACAAAGAUCAUUCAGUCCUUAUUAAUAGUGACAUUAAAACACAUUCUAGGCAUAAUAUUAAGAAAUGUGAAAUACUCCAAAUAAAGUUUAAUUAUAAUUUUAUAUCAGUAAGUCUUAAGUGAUAUGUCAAUAAAUAUGUUAAUGAAUUUGAAGUAUACUUUGUAUGAAAUAAAUGUAUUUUAAAUAGAUUUUGCUAUAGUUAUUUUUGUUUACUAGGGUAGUUAUAUAAAGCUGAAGUGUGUGAUAUCUCUGCAUCCUCUAAUGUAAUUUCCGAAAUAGUUUUCAGACGGAUUUGAAUGUUGGAAAUAUUAAAGUAGAUGUUUUGCCAGUGCAGAAGCAUGAAAUAAAAUCUCCCUGUCGAUCUGCGCUGUCGUGACAUUUUCAUGCAGCUCCAGUCACAUGGCAUGACGCCUCAGGUGAUUGGCUCAAAAAACCUGCCUGCAGAACCCAUAAGCAAAGAUGGCAGAGUUUGAAUUACAGUAUGUACUUCUGAGGGAGAUGAAUAGGAAUGCUGACAGAUAACUUCUGCAAGUAUUACAGACCUCCUUGAGAGAAAGUAUUUUAAUAUAGAGAAAAAUUGCACACUUCAGCUUUAAGUUGCAUCAUGGCAUUGCUUGAGCACAAGAGUUAUGUUUGUGGGAAAACUGAUUCAAGUGAGUGCAAGAGACUUCUUAUUUUUCAGUAUAGACAUGAGCAAGUGGACAUCUGAUGAGCUUAAUGAUACAGGAGAUUGUUUUAUUAUACUGUAUUUUAACAGAGAACCCAUGUAUUUAGAAUUGUACAGAUACAACAUUUGUGUAAUAUGAGAAUAUAUGAUAAAAACAAUGUUGUUUUAUUAUCUAAAAAUACUGAGGAAUGCUUCAUUUAUUGAUAUUUUAAAACACAUUAUCAUCACCACAAAAAAAAAAAAAAAAACAUGUCCAGCUGAUAUUUAAUUCGAAAAAUCAAUAAAAUAAAAAAUUGAUGAACCUAAUAAUGUUAAUAAUGUUGCUAAAGACUUUUAUUUCAAAUAAACGCUGAACUUUCUAUUCAACACUGAUAAAAAUGUAACAUAAGAAACACUAAUAAUAAAGUAACAUUGACCAAAUAAGCAUAUUAGAAUGAUUCCUAAAGGAAAAAAUUGCCAUCAAAGGAAUGUUAAAUUUUAAAAUAUAUUAAAAAAAGAAAACAAAACUACUAUAAUGCAA
Messenger RNA from Ctenopharyngodon idella (grass carp), 3496 nucleotides. RefSeq names its product Ras association domain family member 10b (gene rassf10b). Gene Ontology annotation, biological process: signal transduction. Lineage: Eukaryota; Metazoa; Chordata; Actinopteri; Cypriniformes; Xenocyprididae. The record is from RefSeq and is a predicted model, not a curated record. Bases 283 to 1632 code for a protein of 449 amino acids. The transcript has a single exon.